UUGUUUUUCAUUGUUUUGGCAUAAUUUUAUACUUUCUGGUAAACAACUUAUUAUUUAGUGGUUCAUUACCAUCCUUUGCAACUGUAUUAUUGUUCAUGGUUAGGUUGCAAGUUAAAAUGUAUUGUUGGAAAGAAAAGGUUUUCGAUUGUUGAUGUGUGUGAAUCAACGAAAAAGCAUCAAUAUUAAUCAAAUGAACUAAUACGCUUUAUGGAGACAGUUUAGAUUUUUGUUUGUUUUGCUUUUUUUUCCUUUAUUUAUUCAUUUAGUCCAUGUAUUACUUAUUAUGUCUUGUGUCUCUUCAUGUGCGAGUAUGACUUUAAAUUUACUUCUUUGUGGUCAUUAUUGGAGACUAUGUGAACCAGGUUUUACAAAAUCGCCUCAUAGUGCAUGUUUGCAUAUGAAAUCAAUAUUAAGCUUUGAAAAGGUUGAAACUAAGGGUUAAUGGCUAAAAUCAAUAUUUACAUGUCAUUUUAAGUGAUAUUUUUGCUCGAAUUUGGUACUGCUGUGUUGAAAUCUAAAAGCAGUUUGUAAUUUUGAGGAAAUUUGAGACGGCGGGAGAUUUGAGAUGGCAGACUUGGCAGUGUGGCAUGCUGUAGAAAAAUCACAGAACAUUUCUUGUCAUUUUAAAUCUACGGCUAAGAUUAAAACUUCCCUCACCCCAAACGACGUAGCUUUAUAACAGGAAAUAUAACAGAGCUGUCUUCCUCUUCCUCUUCCUCUUCCCCAACGAUGAACUUGUCGUCGGAAUGGAAGUCCCUCUUCCCAAUCUCCACAGUCUUCGCCCCUCCGCUCCUCCUCUCAGGCCCUUCAGCCAAACCCAUCCUCGGCCCUCUCCUCUUCAACCCUGUCCCCCGAACACUGACUCUCAUAUUCUCCUCCCCUUCCCUCUUCCUCCGCUCUCUCCCCCCUCCUCCCCACCUCUCUCUGCCAAGAUUCCUCCUCACCUCCUCCUCUCUUACCCACUCCACCUCCUCCUCCGUCGCUUCCCUCCUCGGCCCCCUCCAAAACGACGCCGCUUCCCAUCUCCUCCACAACCACCUCUCCUUCCUACAACUUCCCUGUUCCAACUCCCUCCUCGUCUUCUUCCCAACCGGUGCCAACUCCGAGCAAGUCGGGUUCUUGGGGCUGUCCGUGAACGGUUCGGGGUCGGGUUUCGACGUUCGGCUCGAUAAAAACGACGAUGUUUUCUGGGAAAGGACCGGGUUCGAGUAUCGGAUUCUCAGGAUCUCGGCGAACCCGGUGGUUGGUUCGGGUGCGAUUUCGGCAGGUAAUUCGGGUUCCUUUGUUAGCGUUGGGUAUGUGAUGGCUUCUACGUUGUAUUCUGUGCAUUGGUUUGUUGUGAAGGUUAAAGGGCUUGGUUUGAGUUUGGAGAGGCCGGGUUUGGUUUGUUUAGGGAGUAAGGUGUUUAAGAGUUGCUCUGUUGCGUGGGCUUGUUGGAGUCCACAUUUGCUGGAGGAGAGUGUGGUUCUGUUGGAUAGUGGCGAAUUGUUCUUGUUUGAUUUGGAGUCUUGUUCGAAAGCUGGUGCUUCGAAUGCACGUUUUAGAGGGACUAGGUUGCGGGUUCCCUGGGACGAUGAUUCGGGUACCUCAGGGUCUCAUAAAUGGUUGUGUUGUGAGUUCAGUUGGCAUCCUAGGAUUUUGGUGGUUGUGCGGUCCAAUGCGGUUUUUUUGGUCGAUUUGAGGUUUGAUGAAUGUGUUGUGAGUUGUUUGGCCAAGGUUGAGAUGUUGAGAUUGUAUGCAAAUGUUAAAAACGAACGGUUCCUUACGUUUACGAUGGUUGAUUCUAAUCGUUUUUGUUUUGUGUUGGCUUCGGAUAGUCUGUUGCUUCUUUGUGAUGUGCGGAAGCCGAUGGUGCCGGUUUUGCAAUGGGGUCAUGGUCUUCAUAAACCUUGCUACAUUGAUGUGUUUAGAUUGACAGAAUUGAGAUCAAACUCGAGGGAUGAUACAUAUAGGUGGGCUUCAGAAUCGGGUUUUUGCAUUAUAUUGGGAUCUUUUUGGAAUUGUGAGUUUAAUCUCUUUUGCUAUGGACCUACGUCGCCAGUCCCCAGAGAUUGCAUUGCUUCUGAAGUUUUGGAAGCUUUGAAAACUGUUUAUGCAUGGGAGCUCCCUUCAGAGCUCUUAUUGUCAGGCCGUGAUUGUCGAUGUGGAAGCUGUCUUGUAAGAGAGGAGAUUUUGAAGGAUGAUCUUCCUGAAUGGAUUGAUUGGCAGCAGAAGAAAGAAAUAGUUUUGGGUUUUGGCAUCCUAAACAAGGGUUUAUCUCCGCUGCUUUGUGGGUCAGAUGAAUUUGGUGGUUUUACACUGAUAAGGCUUAUGUCUUCAGGGAAGCUUGAAUUACAAAGAUAUCAUGCCUCGUGGGAUUCUGUAAGCAAGUCGAAAGAAUUUCAUAGAGAAUUGUUGCAUUUUGAAGAUAAUUUCCUCUGUAUUCAGGAUGAAGAGGAAUACAGAUUUCCCAGAAGAUUCAAAUACCUGAAACUCGAUAACCUCUUGGCAUAUUUAAAUGGUAACCUUAGUAAAGUCCUGAGUUCAAAAAUGAAAAAGCCUUUUAAGGGUACUCGAGAGAAUAACUCUUUUAGUACAGAAUCUCAUGAAAUCUUGUGCGAGAAGUUGAAGGCUUGUGGGUUCGGUCGAUUGAGAUCAUCUCCUGCUGUUGCUGUUGUUUUUAAUUGCAUCAGCUCGCCAGCAAGCAUCCAUGAGGUUGCUUUGAGGAGAUUGUGGGCAGGCCUGCCAAUGGAACUAUUGCAACUUGCCUAUUCCAACUACUCAGAGUUCCUUGAAGUACUUGUGGACCAGAAAAAGGUAGCUUUGGAAUUUCUAGUUGUUCCAGACCUACCUCAGUUGCCACCUUUCUUCUUAAGAAAGCCUUCAUGCCGUAGCAAUAAGUGGUCACAGAAAGUUCAGCGAGAUGAUGCUCUUGUAGGUCCAGUUCUUCCUCUUCCUGUUCUACUUACACUUCAUGAAUAUCGUAACGGCUAUUCUGAUAUGGAAGAAGCAGGUGGAUUUUCAUUGGAGAAGGAACUUAACCUGCGAUAUGAUGAAGUCAAGCAGGUGGCCAGUGAAAUGGCCGUGUCAGAUUCUGGUUGUGAGCUUCAUGAUGGCCCUGAUGUAUCCCUUGCUGAUGACAGAGAAGAUAUGUGGGGCGCCUCUCAAAAACCAAAACCUUUCUGUUUAUACCAUCCAGUUGCAGUCAAGUGCUCUACCAUGGAUCAAGGGAGGGGAAAUGUCUUUGAAGACACGAAAUUUGAUAUCAUGAUUUUUAAAGUGUCUGAGAAGAAGCAUGUUCCUAAUGGCAACGUUUCUGACCCGCACAAAAGGCGUAACGAUCUGGGCACUGUCUUAGAGAGAGACUCGAAAACUGUUGGACCAGAACUAUUUGAUGAUCUGUGCUCCAGCGAGUUGCAGUUUGAUGCUUCUGUUAAGAACUUUGGGCCAAAAGAAUUGAAAGCAUACAAUGGUUUGAAGAGGCAAUGGUCCAAAUGGCAAGAUGGUUUUAAUUUAUAUCAGGAAUUUUGCAGUCCGUCUAGAUUCCAAAAGCAAUCUACAUGAUUCUUUGGUUAUCUCCCCAAAUUUUGACACAUUUAAGGCCUGUUUGCAAGUUUUGUUCUCUCAUGGUUCUCUUUGGUUUUAUUUAGGAAGAAUGAAGAAAGAUUACAUGUGACGUGAAAAAACUAGAGAAACUACUGUUGUACAAAAUACAUGAAGAAAGAUUUUUAUUUAUCUGGAGUAUUGUAAGAUAAUUUUAGUGAAAAUCACUCAACAAAAUCACUCUCUCAAUUCCCUAAGCUUUACUCUGCAACUUGCGUGGCUUGUUCUCUAUGCUAAAAAAUGCGGCCUUUCUACAAUUCCUUUCCUCAACUGGUAAACCAAACCCAGCAAGCCAAUGCUUCCACUAAUACGCCUCCUCAACAGUUAUGCCAUCUAAUCCUUCCCUUGUAAAUUCUGUAAUUUAGUGCUAAAUCCUAUGCAAUUUCAACCCCAGUUUGGCAUGAGCAAUGCUCAAACACAAGUUCUCUUCAGUAAUUCCAAUGCCCACUUGAGCCCGAGUGUGUGGCCUUCCAUAACUCAACCUUGUUUCAUUAAUGGACCUACCCAUCUUCUUCCUUUCCAAAAUACUCGUCUGGGUAUGGGUAUAACCCAUUUGGGUUCUCAACCGGGUCAGUCCCUUUUGGCACUUGGUCCCAGAACAGUGUAUGCAAUAGGAACACGGUUGCAGGGUUUCUAGGUCAUGGACAAUUCUCCAAUUUGGCGCAGAGUGCUAAUCAAGUCAAUGUGUCUCAGCCUCCUUUUGUGCAUAAUUUUCCAAAUUUUCCUCAGCAACUCCAUCAGAAUAUGGUUUUGCCGAAUGAACAGUACAGUUUUCCAAACAUGUUUCAAAAUAUGAACCAACUUGUGCCCUUGCAAAUGCCAACUUCUUCUCAAGUUGGUCCUUACAGCAUCCCUCCCUAUCUAUUGGGUGGUCUGAAUCAACCACCUCAGGCCACGGUUCCUCAAAAUCCCACCUUCAUGGCAAAUAUGCAGUUUGGUCUUGUUCAUUGCAAUCAGGUUGGGCAGCAAGGUAACCAGAAUCGGCAAAACUUGGCUCCACCUACAACGGAUGCAAAUGCAUUAAAACCAUCACCUAUUGCGGCUCCUCAAUUACGAGGGAACUCAUCUGUGCCUCUCAAUCAGCAGUCUAAGGACUUGCAAACUUCUGUUUUUACAAGGUCACAGGGCAAUCCUUUUAAGAAUGGUGGGAUUAAUGCUGCAAGCUCCAACUGGAAAAAUUCACCAAGCAAAAACUUCACAAGGAAUCCAAAAAGAGGGGCACCACAAGGGGGAAGUCUCAGUUUCAUCAUAUGAAAAAUGAAAAGAGAAAGUUUGGGUUUCCUAAUGAACAGAAGGGGAAAGGGUUUAGUAGCAAUGAGAGGACAGGAAAAUUUGGUCUCGCUAAUUCUACCAACCAAGCCAGGGAGUGGAAUAGCCACUCAAGGAGAUUCUAGCAAAGCAGACUGAAUUGGGAGUUGAAGUUGCAGAGGUAACCAUCAUACUAUCUCUCGGAUUCAGAGAAGUAAUGGCGUGGAAGGGAAGAGAACAGAAGCCAGAAGGCAUUGACUAAGAAGGAGAGAUUCCAAAACAAGUUUAAUAAAAGAGGAAGACGUGACAAAAAAGACCGGUUUUCCAAGAAGCAGAGGUUAGCAGACAAGGAUUCAUCGAACGCGGCUUCUUUGAACAAAAGAAUGCCAACACUACUGCAGAAACUUCUGAGUGCCGAUAUAAGCGGAGACAAAAGCCGCUUGUUGCAGGUUUUUAGGUUCAUGGUGAUGAACUCAUUUUUCAAAGAUAUGACUGAUAAACCUCUGAAGUUUCCUUUAGUAAUGGUUAAAGAAAGUGGAUGUGAGGAUAAUGUGGUUGAAGAGAAAUCUCCUUCCGUGGGGAAAGAUGUUGAAGGUAGCAUCAUGACCAUGAUUAAAAGAUCUAAUGACGAUAAUGGUGAAGAAGAAAAUGAUGACGACGGCGAUGCCGAUGAUAAUGAUGAAAAUGAUGCGCAAGUAAAAGAAGCGUCUUAUUUUGUUAGAAGAGAAUGUAGUAGUAUUGGUGAGGGAACUGAGAGACCCGAUCGAGGAAGAAGAGGGUGAAAUCAUUGACUAGAGGUCUCCCACUUUGAGCAUUGUACUGCUAUGUAUGAAGUUCAAGUUGUCUAACAGUUCAAAUUUUUUUAUAGAAUUUGGAGCUGGAGCUAA
Molecule: messenger RNA, 5717 nt
Organism: Alnus glutinosa
Lineage: Eukaryota; Viridiplantae; Streptophyta; Magnoliopsida; Fagales; Betulaceae
Exons: 6
Coding region: 730-3543 (937 amino acids)
Biological process (GO): transcription by RNA polymerase I
Cellular component (GO): fibrillar center
Molecular function (GO): RNA polymerase I core promoter sequence-specific DNA binding
Source: RefSeq, a predicted model, not a curated record